Molecule: messenger RNA, 1752 nt
Organism: Trametes versicolor FP-101664 SS1
Lineage: Eukaryota; Fungi; Basidiomycota; Agaricomycetes; Polyporales; Polyporaceae
Exons: 7
Coding region: 1-1752 (583 amino acids)
Biological process (GO): DNA-templated transcription; regulation of DNA-templated transcription
Cellular component (GO): nucleus
Molecular function (GO): DNA-binding transcription factor activity, RNA polymerase II-specific; zinc ion binding; DNA binding
Source: RefSeq, a predicted model, not a curated record
AUGGAUGCCCCUGCCGGCGGAGGCCCCUCUGCCGGGGGCUCUUCCAAACGAGCUCCGCGGGGUGCCGCAUGCCUAAAUUGUCGCAGGCGCAAAAUGAGAUGUGACGGCAUACGCCCCGUCUGUGGGCAGUGCAUCCGUACUAACAGGGAGAUAGACUGUGAAUACACAGACGGUCCAGGCCCUAGCCCUACGCAGGUCCUUGAAGAGCAGAUCGCUCGUUUGGAGUCUCGUAUACGAGAGCUAGAGCAUCCUGAGCUGGUACAACCUUCCGUUACUUUGAACCCAGCAGGCACGUCUGGACUGCGGACCCAGUCUCCCUCCAGUGAGCUUGCUGACCUGUUUCAAAAAUCUGUGCUCACCUCAUCCACAGUGUCCAUAGGCUCGGCUGGAAGGUCUUUACUAGGCCGCGUGGUGACGCCUGAUAUGGUGGCUGCUGCCAUGCCGGCAGGUGCCGCUUCUCUCUUGUCUGAGGACCCUGCCGUGGAGCCUCCACAAGACCUCGUACGAAACAUGGUCAACUCGUUCCUCUCCCACAGCGGCUCGCUCAACUUCUUCCUCCACGUCCCCCGGUUUUUGCAGGCAAUUCAGCAGCCAAACAUCGAUAACCGGCGGGUCCAACUCUCACCCGCCCUUCUGAAUGCCGUAUACCUUUGGGGCGCCCAUCUGUCCACGUCCAACGCGCUCCGUGCCUAUGAGCCGAUAUUUCAGACUCGCGUUACUAACGCCCUCUCCUCCGCCCUCCGAGAGUCUCAAUACAGUGUCAUCAACCUCAUUCAAGCCGAAGUGCUCGUCGCCAACUACUUCUUUACCAUGUCACGUUUCCUCGAGGGCCGCUACCACUGCAGCGCUGCAGUUGCGCUGGCGCUCAGCUGUCGACUGCAGAAGAUGCGGAGUUCUGCGGAUCAUGGCAUCGGACGCACGGGCACGCAAGUGCGUGAGUACAACCUGCCGCCGCCCAGGGACGCGAUCGAGGAGGGCGAGCGCAUGCGCGGCUUCUGGUACGUGUACGCGAUGGACAAGAGCUGGGCCGUCGCGAUGGGCUCCCCGUCCCACUUCAACGGCGCGGCCCAAAGUGGCCUGGACACCCCGUGGCCGCUGGAGAUGGCGCAGUACGAAGCGGGUGGGUACCCGCCCGACUAUCGCAGUGCGCUCACGGUGUACACCUUCGUGAGCGGGGGUCCCGCACCACCCGUUGGAGGCCGCGACUCGCAGCUCGCGCUGCGCGCAAAGGCUGCUAUCUUGUUCGAGCGGGCCACUGCGCUCGCGUCUGAAUGGUCUUCCACGACGACCGACCGCACCGAGUUUUACGGUAGAUUCGCGCUGCUGGACGGUCUCAUCGACCGCUUCAUCGCCACUGUUCCUCCUAUUGACCGCACGGGCAACCCUGACGUCGCGCUGACCUCUCUCGUUACUCACACCCUCGCCCGCGCGGCGACGAUCCAACUACGCAGCAGCUUCAGGGACUACGACAGGGUGAACGACGGCAAGGACCUCGUGGCCGCCCAGACGGCCGCCGUCAUCCUCGAGAGCUUCAACAUCGUCUCGCGCCAUGUCGACCCCAUCCUAGCGAUCCUCUGGACGGCCGUAUGCCGCGUCCUCAUCGCGUCCGCUGCCGCAGGACCAAGCAACGCGCGUGCGCCCCUCCGGGCGAUGCUGGACCGGGUCCUUGCCGCGAUGAACCGGUUUCGGGAGACGUCCCCGCUGAUGGGUAUGCUUCACGACGGCUUCGUUUCCGUGCAGGGCGCGCUGUGA